Messenger RNA from Fraxinus pennsylvanica, 1152 nucleotides. NCBI's taxonomy places the organism in Eukaryota, Viridiplantae, Streptophyta, Magnoliopsida, Lamiales, Oleaceae. The record is from the annotation of a GenBank genome assembly.
AUGGCUGCUGCUUCUUUGUUCUCGCCUCUCUCGUCCGGGACUAUUGAAAUGAGUAGCUAUAAUUUUUCUUCAUUUCUUCAUAGUCCAAAGCUCAUAUUCACUGCUAAGCCCAGAAAAAUUGCCUUUCGGAGAUGUGGGUUUAAGUCCCCAGUAGCUCAGAAAUCAUUUGACCACAUACCCAAACAGUUCCGAGAAGAGAAUCUUAAGGAUGGAUUGGUGGACAACUACAAAAAUGCACCUCAGUAUCUUUAUGGCCUUACUCCUUCACAGAUGGAUAUGUUCAUGACAGAAGAUAAUCCUGUCAGACGGCAGGCAGAAAAAGUCACUGAGGAAAGCAUCUCAUCAUCCUGCAAUUAUUUAAAUAAUGGUGGAAUGUGGAGUCUUUCUGGCACGAAUGAAAGAGGCCCCUCAAAGUAUAGCAUGAGUGUCAGUAUGUACCGUGGAGGAGCUAGAGGAUAUGGAAGACCCAGAACCGCUCCUCCUGAUUUGCCAUCUUUGCUUCUAGACGCUCGAAUUGUCUAUCUUGGAAUGCCAAUUGUACCAGCCGUAACUGAGCUUCUUGUCGCUCAGUUUAUGUGGUUGGAUUAUGACAGCCCAUCAAAGCCCAUAUAUCUAUACAUAAACUCAUCUGGCACCCAGAAUGAGAAGAUGGAGACUGUUGGGUCUGAGACUGAGGCCUAUGCUAUUGCUGACACCAUGGCUUACUGCAAAUCAGAUAUCUAUACAGUAAAUUGUGGCAUGGCAUAUGGUCAAGCAGCAAUGCUUCUAUCACUUGGAGCGAAAGGUUAUCGUGCAUUACAGCCAAAUUCAUCCACUAAGUUAUAUCUGCCAAAAGUGAACAGAUCGAGCGGAGCUGUCAUAGAUAUGUGGAUUAAGGCCAAAGAACUAGAUGCCAACACAGAGUAUUACCUCGAGCUGUUAGCCAAGGGAAUUGGGAAACCAAAAGAAGAAAUUGAGAAGGACAUCCAACGUCCAAAAUAUUUCCAGGCGAAGGAGGCAAUUGAGUAUGGCAUUGCUGACAAGAUCAUUGAUUCAAGAGAUAAUGCAUUUGAAAAACGGAAUUAUGAUGAGAUGCUUGCUCAAUCAAAAGCAAUGAGGAGAGCAGCAGUAGGUCCACAAGCAGCUCCCUCCGGGUUCAGAAAAUCACAUUAA